AGAAAAAAGAAAAAAAAGUCAAAAUCAAUGCCAUCACUUUUUGUGGAAUAUUGUUCAGUACUCAAGAAAAAAUGGUAAGAAAUUAAUAGCGAUAAUGGAGUCAUAGGACAAACACAGCGCAGUAUUAAAUAAGGUGAUUGUCUUCUUGAAAGGCUGUCUGGCUCUCUCUCUCUCUCGGUCUCACUCUCUCGUCAUACCAGCGACGGACCAUCUCUGCUUUGGAUUAAUUAUAUAUAUACACACGCCAACGCAAUAAAACUUUCCGUUCACUUUCUCCUUAAGCCUCUUCUCGUCUUCUUCUUUUUGUCGUUUCCGUUAUAGAGAGGGAGAGAGAGACUCGUACGGAAAGCUUGAAAAAGCGAGAUAUGGAAAAGCUGUGGAGCUUGGAGGACUUCGAUGUGGAGAACAAGCGCCCGUCGCCGGAGGCUCAACGCCGAUGGAGAUCUGCCGUCGGCGCCGUCGUCAAGAACCCUCGCCGGAGGUUCCGUUUCAUCGCCGAUUUCGCCAAGCGCGAUGCGGCCGACAAGAAGAGGAAAAGUAUCCAGGAAAAGAUACGAGUUGCUCUUUAUGUUCAGAAAGCAGCACUGCAGUUCAUCGAUGCUGGUGGUAGAAUUGAAUACAAGUUGUCUGAAGAGGCUAGGGAAGCGGGUUUUGGUAUUCACCCUGAUGAGCUUGCAUCAAUUGUACAUAGCCAUGAUAUUAGGGCCUUGAAAAUUCACGGCGGAGUUGAUGGAAUAGCAAGAAAAGUCUCCGUCUCAGUGAAUGAAGGGGUUGGCGAGAGGGAUUUACCUAUCAGGCAAAAUAUUUUUGGGGUCAAUCGUUAUGCAGAGAAACAAGCCAGAACCUUUUUGAUGUUUGUAUGGGAAGCACUACAAGAUUUAACACUCAUCAUUCUUAUGGUAUGCGCUGCAGUUUCAAUAGGUGUUGGAAUUGCCACUGAAGGGUGGCCAAAGGGCAUGUAUGAUGGUUCAGGAAUCCUGCUUAGUAUUAUCCUGGUUGUCAUGGUUACUGCCAUAAGUGACUACAAGCAAUCCCUGCAAUUCAAGAAGUUGGAUGAAGAGAAAAAGAAGAUAUUUGUCCAUGUUACUAGGGACGGUAAGAGACAAAAAAUUUCCAUAUAUAACUUGGUUAUUGGAGACAUCGUUCAUUUGUCAAUCGGAGACCAAGUUCCAGCUGAUGGGAUUUUUAUAUCUGGUUAUAGUUUGCUGAUUGAUGAAUCAAGUUUAUCAGGGGAGAGCGAGCCAGUUAAUGUAGAUGAAGAAAAACCUUUUCUUCUAUCCGGAACAAAAGUGCAGGAUGGAUCAGCGAAAAUGUUGGUAACAGCAGUUGGCAUGAGGACUGAAUGGGGUAAGUUGAUGGAGACACUAAGUGAAGGGGGUGAAGAUGAGACCCCACUGCAGGUGAAGCUGAAUGGUGUUGCUACGAUUAUUGGUAAAAUUGGUUUGGGUUUUGCAGUGCUUACGUUUCUGAUUUUGACAGGAAGAUUUUUGGUGGAAAAAGCACUUCAUCAUCAGUUCACUGUUUGGUCUUCAACUGAUGGACUUGCACUUUUGAACUACUUUGCUAUUGCAGUAACUAUAAUUGUCGUUGCAGUUCCUGAAGGAUUACCAUUGGCAGUGACACUGAGCCUUGCUUUUGCAAUGAACAAAUUAAUGACUGAAAGGGCACUUGUGAGACAUCUAGCCGCAUGUGAAACAAUGGGUUCUGCAAGUUGCAUUUGCACGGACAAAACAGGAACUUUAACUACAAACCAUAUGGUGGUUACUAAAAUUUGGUUAUGUGAAAAAUCUAUAGAGAUAAAGGGUAAGGAGAGUGAAGACAUGCUAAAAUCUGAACUAUCUGAAGAGGUUUUAAGCCUCCUUCUGCAAGUUAUAUUUCAAAAUACUGGUUCUGAAGUUGUUAAUGUGGAUGGAAAGAUCACCAUUUAUGGAUCUCCUACGGAGACAGCAAUAUUAGAAUUCGGCUUGCUUUUGGGUGCUGACUUUGAUGAGCAGCGUAGAAACAUUAGCAUACUUAAGAUAGAGCCCUUUAAUUCAGUCAGGAAAAAGAUGUCUUUACUUGUUGCUCGGCCUAAUGGCAGGAAGCGUGCUUUUUGCAAAGGAGCAUCAGAAAUAAUAUUGAGAAUGUGUAAUAAGUUUGUUGACCCAAAUGGAGAACCUCUUGAUUUAUCGGACCAACAUGUAAGCAAUAUAACGGAUGUUAUAAAUUCCUUUGCUUCUGAAGCUCUGAGAACUCUAUGCUUGGCUUUCAAAGACAUGGAUGACUCUUCCGAUGAAAGGACAAUCCCUGAAGAAGGCUAUACAUUGGUAGCAGUUGUUGGAAUCAAAGACCCUGUGCGUCCGGGGGUAAAAGAUGCUGUUAAGACUUGUUUAGCAGCUGGAGUAACUGUUAGAAUGGUAACUGGCGAUAAUAUAAACACGGCUAAGGCCAUAGCUAAAGAAUGCGGCAUACUCACGCCAGAUGGUGUGGCCAUAGAUGGACAGGAGUUUCGUAAUCUGUCUGCUGAACAGAUGAGAGACAUUAUACCCAGAAUCCAGGUAGUGGCGCGGUCUUUGCCGUUGGACAAACACACCUUGGUGACUAAUUUGAGAAAUAUGUUCGGUGAGAUUGUUGCAGUAACUGGUGAUGGGACCAACGAUGCUCCUGCUCUGCAAGAAGCAGACAUCGGACUUGCUAUGGGCAUAGCAGGAACAGAGGUUGCUAAAGAAAACGCCGACGUCAUAAUAAUGGAUGACAAUUUUGCAACUAUUGUAAAUGUAGCCAGAUGGGGACGUUCGGUAUACAUAAACAUUCAAAAGUUCGUUCAGUUCCAGUUGACAGUUAAUGUAGUAGCUCUGGUGCUAAAUUUUUUUUCUGCUUGCAUCUCAGGUUCUGCUCCUCUUACUGCUGUGCAACUGCUGUGGGUCAACAUGAUUAUGGACACUCUUGGUGCACUGGCACUGGCCACAGAACCUCCUAACGAUGAACUUCUGAAAAGGCCUCCUGUACCGAAGGGUGCGAGCUUCAUCACAAAGGCCAUGUGGAGGAAUAUCAUCGGUCAGAGCAUUUACCAAUUGGCCGUCCUUGCAGUGCUAAAUUUCACCGGGAAGCAGCUUCUAGGACUUAAUGGUUCAGAUGCAACUAUGGUUCUCAACACUUUGAUAUUCAAUGCAUUUGUGUUUUGCCAGGUGUUUAAUGAGAUAAACAGCCGAGAUAUAGAGAAGAUAAACAUAUUCCGCGGCAUGUUUAGCAGCUGGGUUUUCCUUGGCGUCAUCUUUUGCACAGUGGCCUUCCAAGCCGUCAUAAUCGAGUUCUUGGGCACAUUCGCAAGCACCGUGCCACUAAACUGGCAAUUAUGGUUACUCAGUGUCUUAAUUGGAUUUGUUAGUAUGCCAGUUGCUGUUGUCCUCAAGUGCAUCCCAGUUGAAAUCAAAACCAAGCACCACGAUGGCUAUGAAGAGCUCCCUAGCGGCCCAGAUCUUGCUUAAAGAUUCGGAGAAGCAAAAGCUGAAAAAAAGAAAAAAAAAAAAGUAGCUAACUAUUAGUGACUAGGCUGACCAGUAGAAUGCCUUUUGCCCUUUUUUCACACUCUUGAAAACAUAUACUUUCCGUUCAAAUCAUUACAACAUCUAUAUUUUCCUAUCUUACAGCAAACGUUAGUAGGUGUUAGGUGAAAAAAAUUUUAUUAAGUUGUACCUUUGAGUUUUCUUUUUUAGUCAUUAACUGAUGUAUGGGAACACAAUUCCUUUUUGAAAUAUAAUUUGGAGUCUUGCAAAUCUUUGAAUU
Molecule: messenger RNA, 3765 nt
Organism: Morus notabilis
Lineage: Eukaryota; Viridiplantae; Streptophyta; Magnoliopsida; Rosales; Moraceae
Product: putative calcium-transporting ATPase 11, plasma membrane-type
Exons: 7
Coding region: 366-3467 (1033 amino acids)
Biological process (GO): calcium ion transmembrane transport
Cellular component (GO): intracellular membrane-bounded organelle; membrane
Molecular function (GO): P-type calcium transporter activity; calmodulin binding; ATP binding
Source: RefSeq, a predicted model, not a curated record